UAAUACUAGACUAGAACAGCUGAUUGUAUUUGAUUAUGCAAUAUUGAAUAUGUGGGUUCUAGACUCUAUACCGUAAAUCUAUAUAAUUUCAUAAAUUCAAGCAAUACUGUAAUAUAAUAGUUCUAGAAUCUAGAUACUAAGAUAGUUCUACACUUACAGUUUUACAGACUACACUGAAGUACACUGUGACUGUAACUUCACUGUAACUUAAGUUGAUUCUAAUCUAUUGUGUCACCUCACUCUUAGAGAUUUUGAUUGUCAAAUUGACACGAGCAGCUGACUCAGCACUGUCAGUGUCACUAUGCUGACUGAGUCUGAGCAGUGAUUGAAAAUGAAGACAUCAAAACAUUACAGAUCACCUGACUAUUGCAUAUCUAGUCAUCUAAUAUUUGAUCCUACUGGGAGCAAAAAAUGUUCCGAAAUUUCUGAAUUAAGUUUGUAUACAAAGUACAAUAAGGAAGAAAACAAAGAUAUCGAUAACAGGGCAGAUGUUAAAGUUUUAGAGAUGAAAGAUGAGCCACCAAGUAAACCAGUUGUCUCAGAUGUUAUGUUUUGUCAUUGUUGUCAGGUCAAACUUUCAGACAGAGAUGAGCAGGUGAGUCAUUACAAAUGUGAUUGGCAUAGAUAUAAUCUUCACCGUCGGAUGAAAAAUUUACCCGCUAUAUUGGAGGAGGAAUUUGAUUAUAUAUCAGGGGAUAUUUCAAGUAUAUCAGGAUCUGACAGUGACGACACUGACCAUGAAGGCUCUCAAGAUGAAGCUUCACUUAAGUUCAAUGAACUGGACAGUGUAGAUGAUGAACAAUCCACUGUUUACAAUCAUCCCAAGCUGUACUUUAGAAAUAAGGAUGGAGAUUUGAUGUCCAUUUAUCGCUGCCUAAUCCAACAAAAAAAAUUUCCAAUAGAAGACCAUAGAGAGAUUGAGAAAAAAAUAGCUCUACUACCAGAGAAAUCAAAUUGGAUUAUAUUAAUGGUGUCUUCUGGACAUUUUGCAGGAGCAGUAUUUAAUGGUAAAGAUGUUUUGGAGCAUAAGACCUUUCAUCGCUACACAAUAAGAGCAAAAAGAGGAACUGCCCAAUCCAGUAAAGACAGCCAAGGCAAUGCUCCAAAAAGUGCUGGAGCAUCUUUGAGAAGACAUCAUGAAGCUGCGUUAAUUCAAGAAGUACAAGAGCUUUUAACUAGUUGGUCUGAUCACAUCAAAACUUGUGAUUUGGUGUUUACAAGAGUUCCUGUUGCAAAUAAAAUUAUGCUUUUUGGUGGUAAAAGUCCUGCCUUCAAAAAAGAAGACCCAAGAAUCAGAACUAUUCCUUUAACAACAAGGCGACCCACUUUCAAUGAAAUCAAACGAGUUCACCAAACACUAGCUUCAGUGGAAAAUUAUGGCAAAGAUGCUGAUUUGAAUGAUUUUAUAACAGUCAUGCCUGAAAAAGUUUCUAAACAGAAGAAGAAUUUUGGACAUCCUGGUCGUGUCAAUGAGCUGACUUUAGACAAUCAAAUACCUGAUGGUUUGUAUAAAGACACUCUUGAGAUGUUCAACGGAAGUCAAGUAGAAAACUUAGUAGGUGAAACAGGCCAACUAAAGAAAUCUGAAUCAGUUUCCCGAAAAGUUAAAAAAAAUUUUAAAGCAACAAUAAUUGAUUCGGAAACUGUUUGCGAAGUUAAAGAAGAUGAUGAUAUGAUUCAGUUUAGAAACAAUGUCUACACUGCCUGUAAGUGUGGAGAUGUGUCAUCACUUAAGAAUAACAUUUUAACUUCUAAUAAAUCUGGAUCAGAAAAAAAUUCAACAAAUCAAGAUUUUGUUGUAACCAAAACAGUUUCAGUGACUAAUAGUCUGAUGGAAUCAGGUCAUGCAGAAGAUACUACAGCUAUACCUGAUUUGUCUACUGUUACAAUAAAAGGCUGUAUUGAUUCAGAUAUGAAAAAUGGUAGCUCUUUUGACAUUGAUGUUGCACAGUUCUUAAACACAUCUGUUACAGAUGGUGGAACAACAUUUCUGCAUCUGGCCUCUAAAGAGGGGCAUGAUGAAAUUAUUACAACAUUAUUAGAAUGUGGUGCUGAUCCCGCAUUAAGGGACAAAUCUGGUAAAACACCUUACAGUUUAGGAGACACUAAAGUUAGAAAUGCCUUUAGACGUUUUAUGGCUGAUUUUCCAGAAAAAUAUGAUUAUACCAAAGCACAGAUACCAAGUCCACUUACUGCUGAAAUGGAAAGUGAGAAAAAGUUAAAAGCUGCUGAAAAAAGAAAAGCCAAGAAAAAAGCACAAAAUGAGAAAAACAAGGACAAAAAAGCAGCCGAAGCACAAUUUCAAGCUGAGAAGAGAGAAAAAGAAAGAUUUCUAGCGUUAUCUGAUAGAGAAAAGCGAGCUCUUGCGGCAGAAAAAAGAUUUCUACAGCAAAAUGCUAAUCAAGGAACUAUGAGUCCAGUUCUAAGUAGAUGCUGGCAAUGUGGAACAGACAUUACUGGGAAGGUGCCAUUUGAAUAUGCUGACUACAAAUUUUGCACUACUAAAUGUUUAAGAGAACAUAGAUCCAAGCCUCUUUAACAUUUGUAUUAAACAUAUCAUUAUUGUUUCAACUGA
Molecule: messenger RNA, 2575 nt
Organism: Biomphalaria glabrata
Lineage: Eukaryota; Metazoa; Mollusca; Gastropoda; Planorbidae
Product: ankyrin repeat and zinc finger domain-containing protein 1-like
Exons: 17
Coding region: 332-2539 (735 amino acids)
Molecular function (GO): protein binding
Source: RefSeq, a predicted model, not a curated record